This is a messenger RNA of Filobasidium floriforme, 780 nucleotides long. RefSeq names its product cytochrome b subunit of succinate dehydrogenase, Sdh3p. The coding region runs from base 111 to 656 and encodes 181 amino acids. The transcript is spliced from 5 exons. The record is from RefSeq and is a predicted model, not a curated record. Gene Ontology annotation, biological process: mitochondrial electron transport, succinate to ubiquinone; tricarboxylic acid cycle. Gene Ontology annotation, cellular component: membrane. Gene Ontology annotation, molecular function: electron transfer activity; succinate dehydrogenase activity. Lineage: Eukaryota; Fungi; Basidiomycota; Tremellomycetes; Filobasidiales; Filobasidiaceae.
GCAGUCGACCAUCGAACAUCAUCGAGAUCGACCAGCUGGUUAGACAGCAUAAUCCUUCUCUUACGGCCUGUCCUAGCUCUUCUCAAGCUCAACGUCGAUUCUCUCUCGCCAUGGCCAUCAUCACCGCCGCUCGUCCUAGUCUCUUGAGGGUUUGCGGAGCCGCCCCGGCGCUCCGAUCGACCGGACUCUUCGCCCCGGCCUUGUUCAGGCAGGCUCGGAGGUCCAUCCAGACCGAGUCGUUGACCCCGCAAGAGAACUUGGCGUUGCUCAAUGCUCAGAGGACCGUCAGGCCCAACUCGCCUCAUUUGACCAUCUACCAACCUCAGCUCACCUGGGUCCUCUCCUCCCUCAACCGAAUCACCGGGACCGCCCUCUCCGGCCUCCUGUAUGCCGGCGCCCUGACGUUCCUCCUCCACCCCGUCUUCCCCGCCAUCGACAGCGCUCACUUGAUCGAGUUCGUCGCGGGGAUGCCUGGAUGGCUGAAGACGUCGAUCAAGUUUACGUUGGCCGUCCCGUUCACGCUGCAUUCGUGGAACGGGAUCAGGCACUUGAUGUGGGACAUGGGUUACGCCUUGUCCUUGAAGGGAGUGUACGCGACCGGGUACGCCGUACUCGGAUUGACCGCCAUCUCGAGCAUCGGUCUGGCCAUGCUCUAAGCUGGUCGUCUUUGAAUUCGCCUUUCCCAGCCGUGACGAGACUGUCUCUUGUCCGGUAGCCCUGUCCAUUGUCUAUCUAUGAUGAUCUCGCUGUAACCAUACGAUCGAAUAACGAUAAUUACAA